AUGGCCCAGCCCUUGUCUCGGCCUCUUGUCCUAUCCCAAUCUUGGCCUUGGCCUCCGGCCCCGCCCUCGACCCGCGUCCCCAAACGGUCCCAGCCCUGGCCAGCAUCUCAGCGAAUGCCAGGGUCCCGGUUCCAACCCAGACCACCCCUCCAGCCCCAGUGCCUGUCCCUGGCCUUUCCCUCACCUCUCGCUCGGCCCGCGUUCCACCCCCUGGCGCAGAUCCCAGCCCAGCUCCUCUCCCAGCCCUGUAGCCAGUGUGUACUUAAGCCCCUGGCCCAACCCCAGCCCUUACUGCCGUCCCCAGCACAACCUUGUCUUCCAUCCCACUCCCUGCCCUUGUACAAGCCCCAGUAUGCAGCCCAGCCCAACCCGCUGUCCCGACGGCUGCCCUCAUCUCUGUGUGUCACCGAGUCCUUCCCACCGGGCCCCCCUCGCUCUCAUACUCUGCCCCUCUCCCAGCCUCGACUCAGGUCUGGGCUCCAGCUGCCACCAGCCCUAUUGCUGCUGUUGCUGUUCUCUGUCCUUGGUCCGGGGGCCGGAGGCCUUUUUCUGACGGACUACUCCACCUGCUCACCCCGCAAGCUGAGUCCUUUCCGCUCCUUUGCCAGCACCGAGCUUUUCCACUUCCACAUUCCCGAGGACACAUUUCUGGCUGUUUGGAACCUCAUCAUCUUCAAGGAGCAGGGGGGAACCUUUGGAGACCACUGCCCAGACCAAAGUGUGACUGUGUAUUUCCGGUCUGGUGCACCUCCUGUCAUCAAUCCCCUACACACACACUUCCCAGGGGACACAGCCGUGCCUGGGGUUUUCUCACUGACCCUCAGCUGGACACUACCCAACCGCACCUCAGGCAUCUUUAACGUCAGCAGCCCCUUACCUGGGGACUGGUUCUUGGCUGCCCACCUUCCCCAGGCACACGGCCACAUCUCUGUCAAGGGUCUCCAGGAUGAGUGUCAGUAUCUCCUGCAGCCGCAGCUGAUUGUCCGGCGCUUGCUGGAUGUGGCUGUGCUGGUGCCUGGUCGCCCUUCUGAGCAGACCCUCUCUGCCCACAAUCGCUCAGCUCUGUUCAAGGUCUUUGUGCCCAGCUUCACCUACAGGGUUUCAGCGCAGCUGGUAUGUGUGGGGGGCCGUGGGGCAUCCGUCUGCCCACUGACACUGCGCCUACGUCCCAAGGCCCCACCGUUACACAACUCAAGCUCAGUAGCCUGUGGCAGCACCUCAGCAUGCCAGCUGGAGCUGGCACUGCCCCCAUGGGGGCACUGGGUCUACAUGCGUGUGGAGACACCACCCCGGGGCCCUGGCAGGACCAUCCGCUUCCAGCUUUGUGUGCGCUUGCAAGAAUGCCCACAGCCCAGCCUGUCUCGAGCUCUGGUCCCUGGAGCUGCUAUGAACAUGCCCCAGUCACUGGGCAGCCAGAUCCUGCCGCCAGAGCUGCCAUCCUUUGGGACCUCGGUGAUGGGGUCUGGGACCAUGUCCCCACCUGAGCACUGCUGGCCUGUACGUCCGACCCUGCGCAAUGAACUGGAUACCUUCUCUGUCCACUUCUACAUCUUCUUUGGUCCCAACGUGGCCCUGCCCCCUGAGCGCCCAGCUGUGUUCGCCCUGAGGCUGUUGCCGGUGCUGGACAGUGGAGGCGUCCUCAGCUUGGAGCUUCAGCUCAAUGUGAGCUCCUUGCAGCAAGAAAAUGUGACAGUGUUCGGCUGCCUGACACACGAGGUGCCCUUGAGCCUGGGUGAUGCAGCAGUGACAUGUUCCAAAGAGUCUUUGGCUGGCUUCCUUCUCUCUGUCAGUGCCACCUCCAGAGUGGCCAGGCUGCGAAUCCCAUUCCCACAGACAGGCACCUGGUUCCUGACUCUCCGCUCCCUGUGUGGGGCAGGGCCUCGGUUCGUGCGGUGCCACAAUGCGACAGCCGAAGUGCGGCUGCGCACCUUCCUGUCCCCGUGCAUGGAUGACUGUGGGCCCUAUGGCCAGUGCAAGCUGCUGCGCACACACAACUACCUGUAUGCGGCUUGCGAGUGCAAGGCUGGGUGGCGAGGCUGGGGCUGUACAGACAGCGCCGAUGCACUCACCUAUGGAUUCCAGCUGCUGUCCACCCUCCUGCUGUGCCUGAGCAACCUCAUGUUUCUGCCCCCUGUGGUCCUGGCUAUUCGGAGCCGAUACGUGCUGGAGGCUUCUGUCUACACUUUCACCAUGUUCUUCUCCACGUUCUAUCACGCCUGUGACCAGCCGGGCAUCGUGGUCUUCUGCAUCAUGGACUAUGACGUGCUGCAGUUCUGUGAUUUCCUGGGCUCCUUAAUGUCUGUGUGGGUCACUGUCAUUGCCAUGGCUCGCUUACAGCCUGUGGUCAAGCAGGUACUAUACUUGUUGGGGGCUAUGCUGUUGUCCAUGGCUCUGCAGCUUGACCGACAUGGACUCUGGAACCUGCUUGGACCCAGUCUCUUCGCCCUGGGGAUCUUGGCCACAGCCUGGACAGUCCGCAGCGUCCGUCGGCGGCACUGCUACCCACCCACGUGGCGUCGCUGGCUUUUCUACCUGUGCCCAGGCAGCCUCAUUGCGGGCAGCGCCAUCCUGCUGUAUGCUUUUGUGGAGACCCGGGACAACUACUUCUACAUCCAUAGCAUUUGGCACAUGCUCAUUGCUGGCAGUGUGGGCUUCCUGUUGCCCCCGCGUGCCAAAGCUGACCAUCGGGUCCCAUCUGGAGCCCGGGCCCGGGGCUGUGGUUACCAGCUGUGCAUCAACGAGCAAGAAGAGCUGGGCCUCGUGGGCCCAGGAGGGGCCACUGUCAGUAGCAUCUGCGCCAGCUGAGGGGAGCUUUGGGCCCGUCUCUGGGUGGGGUGGGCCUUUCUGAGGGCGUGGAGCCUCCCCCAGGGACCAGGGACAAGUGAGCUGAACAGUGGAGUCUUUCUCAAGGACACAGAACUCCUCCAGGAGCCUGCCCCAGGGUGUGGGGAGUGAGGGCGUGGAGUCCUGCAUACAUGGGGUCUUCAAAGACAGGAGCCUGUGCAGCACCCAAAGCCCUUGCGCAAUCAGGGAAUCCCUGUGAAGGGUAAGAAACACUUCCAGGGAUAUGGAGCCUUCCCAGGGAGCUGGAGUCGUGUCAGGACCAGGGAUCAGGCUGGAGCAGAUGGAGUCCACCUCAGGGAAACAGGUCUUCAGAUUUUCCCAGAGGUUCUGUGACUGGGGCUAGGGCUUCCUUGCCAGAAGUGGGGGCUGGGCUGGGCCAGGCUGAGCUGCAGAGGGCGAUGCAGGACAGACAGGUGGAGUGGAGACUGGGGCACUGGUAUCCUGUGUUGGUACGGGUGGAGUCUGGUGUGUCUCCAAUGAAGUCCGUGCUGGUUC
Messenger RNA from Ochotona princeps (American pika), 3339 nucleotides. RefSeq names its product transmembrane protein 8B (gene TMEM8B). Gene Ontology annotation, cellular component: plasma membrane. The record is from RefSeq and is a predicted model, not a curated record. The transcript is spliced from 13 exons. Lineage: Eukaryota; Metazoa; Chordata; Mammalia; Lagomorpha; Ochotonidae. The coding region runs from base 1 to 2805 and encodes 934 amino acids.